GCAUGCGUAAGGCUAUCCGUGCCGCAAGAUGGCAGCCGCCAGUUGUGCCAUGCUGUUGAGCAGGAGCGUGGGCCGUUCAGUGGUCCGCGCGGUGUUUAAGAGGCCUUUCUGGGUCCAGAAUGUAUACAGCACUUCCAGCCUGAAGACUGGGAUAUCGCCAUUCCGUAUUUACAGCACUGAGGCCAGCCAAGAUGAACCCCCAAAGCCAGCUGCUUUCGAAACAGAAUCACGUUUUAAAGAAAAGCCGUGGGAAUACUUGAAGAGUGAAGAAUACAUAGAAAGAUAUGGCAGCAAUCCUGUUUGGUUUGGCUACAGGCGUAAUCACAAGGGCCAGAUUCCACCACAAAAGACCAGAAGAACUUGCAUUAGAGGGACACGUGUGUGUGGGAAUCCCUGCCCAAUCUGCAGAGACCAACACCUCUUCUUGGAUUAUAGGAAUGUGCAACUUCUGGAACAGUUUGUCUGCCCCCAUUCAGGCAUCAUCUACCAUCCAACACGCACAGGUAUCUGUAUGAAGAAGUAUAAGCAAUUGACCAAAGCCAUUGAGCAAGCCCGAGAGCAUGGCCUUUUAUCCUUCCUCAUCCCCUUCACCAGUUUCCAAAAUGAGGAUUACAGUAACCAGCAUCCAGCUGUCUCCAAGACUCCUCCAUCUCCAGCUCUGCAGAGCAAGUCAGCAUGGUAUGAGUGGUAUGACUGGCAGCAGCCAGCAGAGAAGGACAUUAAACGGCUCAGGAAGAUUUACAAGAACUUCCUGAAGGAGAACUGCUCUCCAUGAGCCUGACAGCAGGAAUGGACAGAAUCAAAGAGUCCCCCAUGGUGGCAGUUCUUGAAAAGGGCAGUCCAGCUGGGAUUUUGGCUUCACUCGGUUUCCUCAUCUGUUCAUGCAUCCAAUCAUUAAAGCCCUUCUCAGUGA
Messenger RNA from Varanus komodoensis (Komodo dragon), 913 nucleotides. RefSeq names its product mitochondrial ribosomal protein S18B (gene MRPS18B). Gene Ontology annotation, molecular function: structural constituent of ribosome. The transcript is spliced from 7 exons. Gene Ontology annotation, cellular component: mitochondrion; ribosome. The record is from RefSeq and is a predicted model, not a curated record. Bases 29 to 775 code for a protein of 248 amino acids. Gene Ontology annotation, biological process: mitochondrial translation. NCBI's taxonomy places the organism in Eukaryota, Metazoa, Chordata, Lepidosauria, Squamata, Varanidae.